Molecule: messenger RNA, 1332 nt
Organism: Ipomoea nil (Japanese morning glory)
Lineage: Eukaryota; Viridiplantae; Streptophyta; Magnoliopsida; Solanales; Convolvulaceae
Product: putative ETHYLENE INSENSITIVE 3-like 4 protein
Exons: 1
Coding region: 1-1332 (443 amino acids)
Cellular component (GO): nucleus
Molecular function (GO): DNA binding; DNA-binding transcription factor activity
Source: RefSeq, a predicted model, not a curated record
AUGGUGGAGAUUCGUGAUGAAGAACUAAGCUCGGAGAGCGAAAUGGAGGUGGAAGAAGAAGAAGAAGAGGAGGUGAGCUACAAUGAACUCAAGAAGCGCAUGUGGAAAGACCGUAUGCGAAUGCAAAAGCUCAAAGCCGCCAAUAAGCGCCGGAAAGACUCCGGCGGCGAAGACGACAGCGUCCUCAUCGAAGCCUCCUCCUCCGCCUCGUCGGCGGCGGACGCAGCGGCCAAGCAAGAGCAGUCUCGCCGGAAGAAAAUGUCGCGGUCUCAAGACUCGAUUCUCAAGUACAUGGUGAAGAUCAUGGAGGUAUGCAAAGCGCAAGGGUUCGUUUACGGGAUCGUGCCGGCGAAGGGGAAACCGGUCACCGGCUCCUCCGAUAGCCUCCGAGAAUGGUGGAAGGAAAAAGUUAAGUUCGAGCGGAAUGCUCCGGCGGCGAUAGCCGAGUUUCUACCCAAAUUAGUCUCGUCGGCGGCAGCGGCGGAGAAUCUCCACGAUCCAUCUUCAAGCCUCGUAUACCUCCUCCAAGAUUUCCAAGACACCACGUUGGGGUCAAUGCUGUCGGCCUUAAUGCAACACUGCGCGCCGCCGCAGCGGCGUUUUCCUCUAGAAAAGGGGCUGGCGCCGCCGUGGUGGCCGUCAGGAAAGGAGCUGUGGUGGGGCCACCAAGGGUUAGCCCAAGAACAAGGCCCGCCGCCUUACAGGAAGCCUCACGAUUUGAAGAAAGCGUGGAAGAUAAGUGUUUUGGCGGCGAUCAUCAAACACAUGUCACACGAUACCGACAGGAUGAGAAGACUGGUGAAACAAUCUAGGAUUUUGCAAAACAAGAUGACCGCCAAAGAGACAGCAACUUGGGUCAAAGUCGUUGACCAAGAAGAAGCCCUCGUUAACCUCACCCAUAAAGCACUCAACAUUUCCCCACCCGAUAAACAAAAAUCCAUAUCCCAAACUUCCAAAUUAAGAACCAGAGAGAAGAGAAAGAGAGGAUUAAUGGUUGAAGACGAAGAAGAUCUUUCUGGGUUGGCGAAUAGCGAUGCCUUAUUAGCAAUGGUUCCACAUAAUGCAGAGAGGAUUAUUAAUUCUGGGCAUGGAGAUGGAGAUAUAAGCCAGCAACUGCCUGAGUGGAUGACUGAGGAGAUCCAAAGAAGCUUCCAAAGCUACCAUGCACAAACAAGUAAUGGAGGAUUGGGUAACUAUUAUGGGAACUAUUGGAAUAAUGAAUCAGCUGUGAUCGAACAUCAGUUUAUGUAUGACGACCCACAAGUCUCUGGAGACCAAACCUCAACUCAUCAUGAACCAACAUCUAUCUGGGAUUUGACAUAUAUACCAUGA